Molecule: messenger RNA, 2812 nt
Organism: Malaya genurostris
Lineage: Eukaryota; Metazoa; Arthropoda; Insecta; Diptera; Culicidae
Product: kelch-like protein 9
Exons: 5
Coding region: 596-2701 (701 amino acids)
Molecular function (GO): protein binding
Source: RefSeq, a predicted model, not a curated record
ACAUUUGACUCAAGUUUUACGGCACCUCUCUUCAUAUAUUGUCUCUACUUCUGUGUUGUUCCACCGCGCGAUCGCAUCAAUCAGCGAACAAAGGCGAUCGAUCAGUCAGUGUGUUGCAGUGGUCGGCUCGCUGGAUGAAUGAAGUUUCGUGUCUGUGAACAGAGAGUAUAACUGAAACCAGUUGGGAAAGUGAUGUAGUGUUUAUCUCCUGUACCGUGCAGAAUUUGCUGUAGCUGGCUCAGAUUCUGAGUCGUCAUCAUUGCAAUUUUUACAGUUUGUUGUUGUUGUUGUUGUUCUGGUACCGAUUGGUCACUACACGGCCCGGCUGUUUCGAAAAUUUAUCAGAGGAUUGUUUCAAUUGCUUACCGUAGAUCAACACUCCGUAAGCCUUCAUACUAGUGAAACGAAUUGAUCAUUCGUGGUUGCUCGCAACAACAGCAAACCCACAGUAAAAUCUGUCUAACAACUACGUGCGCGCUUGCACAAUGUCGAACAGUCUUACUGCCAAUUUCGGGUGCUUCAGUUAGCGUGGGAAGUGUUCGUACUCUGCAGCAUUUCAGUUUUCGAAAGCAAUUGAAUGUGAACCGCCGACACCAUGGCUACUGCCGAAACAAUUGCUUUGACUGCCGCCCCCGUCCUAACGCACCCAAUUCUAGUCGGUUCCGGUAACGACGAAGGCAAAGAGCUCAAUGGCAUUGUAUUUGAAUCCUUCAGUCAUACUGCCACGAUCCUGAAGGGACUGAACGAGCUUCGUCUCAAGGGAAUACUAGUGGAUGUGACCCUACGCAGCAACGGGAAGGUAUUUCAGGCUCACCGGGCUGUCCUGUCGGCGUGCAGCGAAUAUUUCCGGGCAAUGUUUUCCAGUCACACCCGCGAAUCCCGGCUCAGCGAGAUCGAUCUUUGCAAUAUAUCUCCGCUGGGAAUCGAGCUGCUACUGGAGUAUAUCUACACUGCCAAGCUGGCCCUGAACUUGGCCAACAUUCAGGAGGUGCUAUCCGCGGCAAGCUACAUCCAGCUGGAAUCGGUUGUCGAAGCCUGCCUCAACUAUCUGGAUCAGCAGCUGGAUCUGGACAACUACAUCGACGUGCUGAUCAUCUCGGAAAUGUACUCGCUGAAACGGUUGAACCACAAGGUCUAUCGUUUCAUUUGUCAUCAUUUGAAUGUGAUAUCGAAAUCAGCGGAAUUUUUCCGACUCAGUGAACGACAGAUCGAACUGAUACUGGCCGGGGAUUACCCGGUGACCUGUACCGAAAUUGAGGUACUGGGAAUUCUACUGCGUUGGAUUCAAGCGAACUGCGAUGAACCACCAGAACCGGCUUCCUGUCAGGCAAACUAUCGACAGUUGAUUCGAAACAACAUCCGGUUCAUGGACAUCUCGCUGCAGGAACUGUACAAUUUGCUCUGCUCGGAAGAGUUCAAGUUUCAUUGGAUUGAUAGAUACGAACUGUAUGACUUUAUCAUGAAGAUUGGCGAGCAGCAGUGCAUCAAGUAUAAAAUUUCUCCUCUGAACAAAAUUCAAAACUACCGCGGUCUGGAGCUGGCGAUUAUUAAAAUAGGUGGUUUCGAUCUUUCCGGGAUAACAAACGAGAUAACCUAUUGCUUUCCCGGUGGUAGUAGUAGUAGCGGUAAUCCGGCUUCUGCGGGUGCGAAAAUUAAGCUGAUCAGGAAUAAAUCGUUCGGCGAGGGCAGCAGUCAUUCGGCGUCCGAUAGUUUUGAGGGAAAAGCUACGAAGGUCGGCAAACGUGGCAAGGAUUUUAAACUAAACGGUAAGUGGCGCUACCUAACUACGAUUCCGCAUAUCAAGCAGAGUAACUUCGGGGUUGUCGUCCUGAAUAAUAAUUUGUACGUGAUUGGUGGAUGUUACGACAUAUCACUGGAAGAGUACAUCCACCCGUUCGGUUUUCGGUAUUGUCCUAUUAAAAACAAGUGGGAAACGAUUGCUCCCCUGCAGCAAGAUCGUUGUCGAUUCUCACUGAAUGUAGUUGGCCAUAGUUUGAUUGCGGUUGGGGGUAAUAGCGAGAUGGAUGACGAUGGCGAUCGUUCGAUGUCAACUUGCGAACAGUACGAUCCGAUUGCCGAUAAAUGGAUUUACAUUGAAUCGUUGCCAGAAUAUCGAACUCAGCAUGCUGGGGCUGCGUUCGGUGCUACACUGUACAUCACCGGUGGACUGGACAUGUACAGUGGAGUUCUCGCUACGCUGUGGAGUUACUACAGCUUCAACGAUAAGUGGGAAAAGCUACCGAACAUGUUGCAUCCCCGAGCUGAUCACGUGAUGUUUACCAUCAAUAGAAAACUGUACGUCUGCGGUGGUUGGUAUGAGAUAAACGGCCAACGAGUCCUAGCCAACAGCAUUGAUUGCUACGAUUUGUUCUGUAAAGUGCCCGCCUGGCAUGAGGUGACGAAAAUACCAACCCCAAAAUAUCACGCCGGUAUAGUGGCGAUACAGGAAAGAAUCUACAUCAUCGGUGGGUUCUGUUCGGAUGACAUUUUUCGCCAUACGGCAUCCAGUGUCGAGUGCUACGAUGUGAGUGCCGAUCGAUGGUACAGUCUGAAAAAGUAUCCGAAAAAUAUCUGGGAACACACGUGUGCGAACUUGUACAUUCCGAAGUACCGGGAUGAUAUGGAGGUGAUUGAUGACAAUGAGGAUGGAGAGGACGAAGGGGAGCAUGAUAGUGACAAUGCCAGCAGUACUGCCAUUUGAGAGGAAACUUCAGCUGAGAUGCUGUCGACGAUUUUAGACUCUAUAGCAAGUAAGAAGUAUUUAUUUAUUAAUAAAAUAUUUUUGUUAGCCACCAAACCACCGGAAUGGUUC